Molecule: messenger RNA, 1610 nt
Organism: Ziziphus jujuba (common jujube)
Lineage: Eukaryota; Viridiplantae; Streptophyta; Magnoliopsida; Rosales; Rhamnaceae
Product: sodium/proton antiporter 2
Exons: 4
Coding region: 404-781 (125 amino acids)
Biological process (GO): sodium ion transport
Molecular function (GO): antiporter activity
Source: RefSeq, a predicted model, not a curated record
UGGACACGGACGGCUAAGAUUGAAUUGCAACUCACAUGAGAAAAAUUGCAAAAUUCCCCUUCUUGCUCACACCACCGUUUCACACAGACCCAUUUCAAAAUUCCUAAAUCUCACCCAACCUAUUUUCCUCUUCUCCUCUUCUACUCUGUUUCCACCCUUCCCACUUGCACGCAAGCGGUUUCAGCCCCACCAUUCCAACCACCGUUCUGACCAUUUUGAAGAGUAGCGCCGUGAGUGCCUCACCGACGGAGUGUGAGUUCGUUCGCCACCACUGAGCACAGGAUUGCUCUUUUUGCUACCAUGGCUAGGAAUGUUGCUUAAGCUAACACGUCGGUGAAAGCUGAUUGGUUUUGUGACUUUUUUCCUUAGUUCGGUCCUAGACAACCUGACAUCUACUAUUGUCAUGGUUUCUUUACUGCGGAAACUGGUGCCUCCAUCAGAAUACCGCAAGCUUUUGGGCGCUGUGGUUGGUAUAGCUGCAAACGCAGGUGGUGCAUGGACUCCCAUUGGUGAUGUCACCACUACUAUGCGAUCGAUACAUGGUCGGAUAUCAACAUUGGAGACAAUGAAGAACUUGGCAAUACCUUCAGCAAUUUCUCUAGCUGUUCCGCUGGCCUUAAUGUCAUUGACUAGGUAUUUUUCCUUGCAAUAUCAGAAAAAUACCUGUGCAACAAUUCCAGAAUCCAGUGCCUUCACAAGAGCAUCUUCAUCAAUAACUCCUCUACUUGCAACUUUCACAAUUCGGACCCUUUCUUCAUCUUGGCAAAAGUUUCCUCAUUGAGAAUCUCAUUUGCAGAAGGAGUAAGAGGCAUGUGCAAAGAGAUAAAAUCAGCUUUAGAUAUGGCUUCAUCAAAGCUCACAAGAUCCACACCUAUGGCACGGGCACGAUCAGCCGGGGCAUAUGGAUCAUGUGCUAUGACAUGCAUACCUAGCCCCUUAGCUCGCCGAGCAACUUCGAAUCCAACUUUUCCAAAGCCCAUCACUGCCAGUGUUUUUCCAACAAGGGAUACACCAACAUAUUUGUUCCUCUGCCACUUACCUGGAUUAAACCAAAUAAUAUAUCGAGUAAGGAAUUUUGGGUAUGCUAAAACUAAUAGGUGAAGCCCAAGUCCUCACAGAACAAUCAUGAUAAAUAUAAAAUUCCUAACAUGCAAACCAUAUACAGAUUGCCACAAUACAAAAAGUAAGAGUUUGACAUAUUUUUGUGAAACCAGGACGAGAAAAAGCCAAAAAAAAAAAAAAAAAAAAAAAAAAAAAAAAAAAAAAAAACAGAAUUCUAUAUUCAAUAAUUACUGCCAUUCUCAAGAGUUCUAUUCGAAAGAGUUGUAUUACCAUUGCUUCUCCAUUCUAUCUCGGGUCAAAUCUAAAAUUCUAUCAAAUACGACCAAUGAAUCGAAUAGAUCUGACAAAUUUUAUUGUUUUCUUUAUUUAAACGAUAAAAAUGGUUUACUUUUAACAGGACUCACAGGGGAUCGAACAACAAUAGCCUCAGGUUCUUGAUCGGCGGCUCUGUGAGCAUCGCCGGAGAAUCGAUGAUAAUCAUCGAAAUGUGUUUUGUUAAACAAAAAAAAAAAAAAAAAAAAAAAAAAAAGAAAAAACAAUCAAACAAA